GGUACUCCCCCGUCAUGUUAGCCGUCAAUCAAAGCCGGGCAAAUCUCGCGAGAUCUCAACCGAAACUCCGAAGCUUACUGUGGCGCUCGCAGGAAAAGCCUAGCUACUUUUAGUCUAGCAUUUUGUGACCAUUUCAAACAGUUCCAACUUCCGGCUCUUUAGCUCAUCAAAAAUGUUUUCACAAUAUCGAAAUAAACCCCCCUAAAUUGGGAUUUUGUUUGUAUCUACCAUGUGAAACAUAUGAAUAACUCAUUUCGUAAAUAUUCAACACAUUUAAAGCGUUUUUCCUUUCGCUUCUGGAUUGCCCCGCCCAUAUUACCGGAAAUAGCUUUCCCAUUGGCUGUCUGUCGUGACGCAAGGACGCUUUUUCCGGCUUGUGUCUCGCGCGGCAAACACGGCGCCGAAGAGCAAGUUGGAGUCGCGUCAAAGUUGCCGUUUCUAUUCCACAAAAUUAAGUGAUGGCCUCCACCUCGAAAGCGCCGCUGCAGUCGAGAAACUUACCCUGGGUGGAAAAAUACCGACCGCAGAAACUAGACGACCUGAUCUCACACAAAGACAUCCUGACUACCAUCCAGAAGUUCAUCAGCGAGGACCGGCUGCCACAUUUGCUAUUCUACGGGCCCCCCGGGACCGGCAAGACGACCACCAUCUUAGCCUGUGCCAAGCAGCUGUACAAGGGCAAAGAGUUCAACUCCAUGGUUCUGGAGCUCAACGCGUCGGACGACCGAGGCAUCAACGUAGUGCGAGGGCCCGUCCUGAGCUUUGCCAGCACCAGAACCAUCUUCAAGAAAGGCUUCAAGUUGGUGAUACUGGACGAGGCCGACGCCAUGACGCAGGACGCCCAGAAUGCAUUGCGGCGAGUGAUGGAGAAGUACACGGAGAACACUCGCUUCUGCCUGAUCUGCAACUACCUGUCCAAAAUCAUCCCGGCGCUGCAGUCCCGCUGCACGCGCUUCCGCUUCGGCCCGCUGUUGCCCGAUCAGAUGAUACCCAGGCUGCAGCAUGUCGUCCAGCAGGAGAGCAUCGACAUCACUCCAGAUGGAAUGAAGGCGUUGGUCACCUUGUCGUCGGGCGACAUGCGAAGAUCCCUCAACAUCCUGCAGAGCACCAGCAUGGCGUACGGCCGCGUGAGCGAGGACACGGUGUACACGUGCACGGGACAGCCGCUGCGCUCGGACAUCGCCAACAUCCUCGACUGGUCGCUCAAUAAAGACUUCAGCACCGCCUACAAGCAGAUCCUGGAGCUGAAGACGUUGAAAGGUUUGGCGCUCCAAGACAUCCUCACUCAAGUCCACCUGCUCAUCCACAGAGUGGACUUCCCGCCUUCGGUGCGAAUGAAUCUGCUCAUCAAGCUAGCCGACGUGGAGCAUCGGUUGGCAUCGGGCACCAAUGAGAAGAUCCAGCUGAGCUCCAUGGUGGCGGCGUUCCAGGUGGCGCGCAACCUGGUGGUCAGCGAGGCCCAGUGAUGGCGCGGUGGACAAUCCGAGUCCCGCCAGACGCUUCGCGUCGGCCUCAUUCACUUUUGCUCAAGCAGGGCAAUAAAUGGGAACAAAAGUGUGCUGAAGUGAAGUUUUUUUUUACAACUUGAGCACAUUUGCCAACACGUGUCCACCUAAAUUAAAUCUUGAUUGUCAAAAAAAAGUCCAAUCUUUCCUCGACUCUUCCUGUAUUAAAUGUAUCACUUUUUUCCCACAA
This is a messenger RNA of Hippocampus zosterae (dwarf seahorse), 1695 nucleotides long. It is a transcript of the gene rfc5, whose product is annotated as replication factor C (activator 1) 5. The transcript has 11 exons. The record is from RefSeq and is a predicted model, not a curated record. Gene Ontology annotation, biological process: DNA repair; DNA-templated DNA replication. Gene Ontology annotation, molecular function: ATP binding; ATP hydrolysis activity; DNA binding. NCBI's taxonomy places the organism in Eukaryota, Metazoa, Chordata, Actinopteri, Syngnathiformes, Syngnathidae. Gene Ontology annotation, cellular component: nucleus; DNA replication factor C complex. The coding region runs from base 459 to 1466 and encodes 335 amino acids.